This is a messenger RNA of Aspergillus versicolor CBS 583.65, 1827 nucleotides long. Its product is annotated as glutathione S-transferase family protein. Gene Ontology annotation, cellular component: cytoplasm. The transcript is spliced from 8 exons. NCBI's taxonomy places the organism in Eukaryota, Fungi, Ascomycota, Eurotiomycetes, Eurotiales, Aspergillaceae. Bases 1 to 1827 code for a protein of 608 amino acids. The record is from RefSeq and is a predicted model, not a curated record.
AUGGACGAUUUAGGACUGCGCUCCUCGGACUCUCUUCGUCCUUUACAACCGUUGCUCUCCUCGGUCGCCGAAAACGCGUCGAACCUGGCAGCAGCCGUGAAGCAACAGCACGAAGAUGAAGACGAUCAACACCAUCUCGAUGUCGAUGUAGACGCUCGAUCUCUACAGCCUUUGCAGUCUGCUGUGGCUGAAUUCGACCACUAUAGCCUCCAUCAGCACCAGCACCACCCAGACGCGCAAUCGCUUCGCCAGGAGGACCCUUACAGUACAUUAAUUAAUGAAUCUCCCUCCCUCCGCACCGAACACUCCCAAUCGAAUAAUCCGAACGAGUCUAUCUUCUCCUCCAAGGGAAAUGGAUAUCUACGAGAUGUCGCAUCCGUUAUCGACCCGCCAGAUCUGGAAGCUUGGCGCGAACGCCUAUUCCAUAUAGACGAUAUGAUUGUAAUGAGUGAAGAAGAGUUCAGAACCUACUUCCCGCACGUCGACAACAUCUACUCGCACCGCUCUACACAGCAAUACAAGCGCAAGCCUCUCGUCUCCCACUACUGGGACUGCCGCCUAAAGGGUCGACCGCCGGGCACCCCGAAAUCCGACGACCCAAACAAGAAGAAGCGCAAGCGCACAGCCCGGCAACGAGACCUCUGCGACGUCAAGAUCAAAAUCACCGAGUAUUUCCCGGGAUACGCGGCAGGCGCAAUGUCUGGCGCCGAGUCAGAACACCAACAACUCUCCCUAUCCUUUUCGCCAGGUGUCAAUGGUAUGGACACAUCGCUUUCGUCGGCCGAGUCAUCAUUGCCAGGUGUGAAUGCGCUGCUUCAGUUCCCUUCUGGUUCUGUAGCUGGGACGAGAGAAAGCCAGCCUUUCGGGGUACUCACUCCGAAUCCGCCGCUACCGGAGGGCCACCCUGGUGCUGAUGGACAACGGUUCUUCACGAUUCAGCGUGUGAAUGGGAAUGGGGCGAAUGGGAAGAACGAUGGGGUUGGUGGUGGGCACCGGCAUACUCUGGAGGAGAGCGAUCGAGUAAAGAAGAACAGCGUCCAGCGGUAUAUUCUGAAGGAGGCGAGGGAGAGGAAGAAAUCAUUAGCCCCUACUAGAACAAUGUCCGCCCCAAAAAGCUACCACACCGAAGCCACCGGCUUAGCCGCGGAAACGGUAGCAAACCACUCCAAGGAGUCUGAACUGAAGUUGUACGGAAGCUGCUUUUGCCCAUUUGUGCAGCGCGUCUGGAUAGCCUUGGAGCUGAAGGGUAUUCCUUAUCAGUAUAUCGAAAUCGACCCGUAUCAAAAACCGCAAUCUUUGCUCGAGGUGAAUCCAAGAGGACUAGUUCCAGCUUUGCGACAUGGCGAUUGGGGCUCAUAUGAAAGCUCUGUCUUGCUUGAAUAUCUCGAGGAUCUGAACUUCGAUCCUCCUCUCCUUCCUCCUGGUGACGCGAAGUCGAGAGCUCACUGUCGGUUGUGGACAGAUUUUGUGAACCGUCAUAUCGUGCCCAGUUUCUACCGCGUUCUUCAAGAGCAGGAUCAGCAGAAGCAGAUUCAGAAUGCGCAAGAACUCCACGACUCGUUUAACACGCUGAUUAAUGCCGCGGACCCUGAAGGACCGUUCUUCCUCGGGCCGAAUAUCUCAUUUGUAGACAUACAAAUUGCCCCCUGGGUAGUUCGGCUGAACCGCGUUUUGAAGCCGUACCGUGGCUGGCCGGACCCCGAGCCCGGCAGCCGUUGGGGAGCUUGGGUAGACGCCAUCGAAGCCAAUGAAGCGAUCAAGGCGACGACGAGCAUGCCUGACCUAUAUCUCGAUAGCUAUGAGCGCUAUGCCGUCAUGUAUCCGUAG